CAUUAUGGAUCCAAGUCUACUGAGAGAACGGGAACUAUUCAAAAAAAGAGCCCUUUCCACUCCUGUAGUAGAAAAACGUUCAGUACCUUCUGAGUCAUCAUUGUCAUCAUCCUCAUCAUCAUCGAAGAAGAAGAAAGCAAAGGUAGAACAUGGAGGAUCAUCAGGGUCUAAACAAAAUUCUGAUCAUAGCAACGGAUCAUUUAACUUCAAAGCUCUAUCAGGAAGCUCUGGAUAUAAGUUUGGAGUUCUUGCUAAGAUUGUGAAUUACAUGAAAACUCGUCAUCAGCGAGGAGAUACACAUCCUCUAACUUUGGAAGAAAUUUUGGAUGAAACCCAGCAUUUAGAUAUUGGACUCAAGCAGAAGCAAUGGCUAAUGACUGAGGCAUUAGUCAACAAUCCAAAAAUUGAAGUGAUAGAUGGGAAGUAUGCAUUCAAACCCAAGUACGACUUGAAAGAUAAGAGGGCCCUACUUAGGCUAUUAGAUCAGCAUGACCAGCGAGGAUUAGGAGGAAUUCUUUUAGAAGACAUAGAAGAAGGACUGCCCAAUUCCCAGAAAGCCGUCAAGGCAUUGGGGGACCAGAUACUGUUCGUAAACCGACCUGAUAAGAAGAAAAUACUUUUCUUCAAUGAUAAGAGCUGUCAAUUUUCUGUGGAUGAAGAAUUCCAGAAACUGUGGAGGAGUGUUACUGUGGAUUCGAUGGAUGAGGAGAAAAUUGAAGAAUAUCUCAAGCGACAGGGUAUUUCUUCCAUGCAGGAGUCUGGACCAAAGAAAGUGGCCCCUAUUCAGAGAAGGAAAAAGCCUGCUUCACAGAAAAAGCGACGGUUUAAGACUCAUAACGAACACAUGGCUGGAGUGCUGAAGGAUUACUCGGACAUUACUCCUAGCAAAUAGGAACACUUUGUCUUUGAACAAAGAGUUACACACAAUCAAGACCGUUCUUGUUGAUGCUCACAUCGGAAGACUUGCCAUUCUGCUGCUGAGGACUGAGGCAAGGAGCAGCUCAGUUUGUAGAACAAGCAUAAGUUACCAAACUCGAGCUUAUUUUCAUCAAAUAGGCUAACGAGAGCUGUGAUACUCCCUGUUAACCUUCUGUUCUUCCUUGGGAGAAAGGGAUUUAGCAUGGCAUGCAGGUGUCUUUGCUAUUUAUCUCUGUUUCUAAAUGGUUCCUGGUUCCCUUUUCCCUCUUACUACUUUAGAACAAGUUGGCAGAUAGUCUUGGAUGCAAUAUUUGUUUAUUCCAAAAGAACAUAUUUAUAAUAAAAUCAUCGUAGAAGGAUUUUUAAGAA
Messenger RNA from Chinchilla lanigera (long-tailed chinchilla), 1287 nucleotides. It is a transcript of the gene Gtf2e2, whose product is annotated as general transcription factor IIE, polypeptide 2, beta 34kDa. Gene Ontology annotation, cellular component: transcription factor TFIIE complex. Gene Ontology annotation, biological process: transcription initiation at RNA polymerase II promoter. The record is from RefSeq and is a predicted model, not a curated record. Lineage: Eukaryota; Metazoa; Chordata; Mammalia; Rodentia; Chinchillidae.